UCCCAACAGAGGUCAUCUCAUCAACCAUUGUGCAUUGGUCUGCUAUUACAGCCAAUGUCUGUAGUCUGUUCUUUUAGCCAAUAAUGACAUUACUCAUUGAGAGAUGAUCAUUCCUGAGGCACUUGCUCAUUUUCAAAAUACUCGUGCCCUUACACGUGUCCACGAGUGCCCUUGAGAUGACCAUCGUAAUAAAACACGUGUGAGUUGUUUGGCGCGAAUUUUUCCCUACUGUAAAAGGAUGACGUAAGAAUAUCCACCUUGAGACACGUGCAUUAAUGAGCAUUACGUGCGGUAGUGUCCAGUUUGCACAACCACAAUUUGCUGGCUACAACUCGUGUCAUUCGAAAUAUGCACGUGUCUUCAUCGUACACGUUUUUACAUAUAAGAAGGAUUGCUCUUGGUCAAACUCUAUCAUUCGCUGAGCAGAUUUCGAAGAAGAAAAAACAUCAGCUGAGAAGAAGUCUUAGAAUAAUAUAAGAUGGUUUUUUUUACUGCUUUACCUAGUAAUAACCCUGAGGAUGACGUUGACGAUAUGCUCCUGUACGCAGACGACGUCACUGCUGAAGGCAAUGAUGCUGUCACUGAUUUAACUACAAACACGACAUUAGAACGUUCUGUUAUCUUAAUCGAUACAGACUCUGAAAAACCGGCAAACUUGACUAAUGAAACACAAAUUAUCUCGUCACUUGUCCUGGCCUGGCACUUGUCACAAAUUCUAUUUUCUCUGCAGAUGGGUUUUUUUACUGCUUUACCUGGUAAUAACCCUGAGGAUGACCAUGACGAUAUGCUCCUGUACGCAGACGACGUCACUGCUGAAGGCAAUGAUGCUGUCACUGAUUUAAUUACAAACAAGACAUUAGAACGUUCUGUUAUCUUAAUCGAUACAGACUCUGAUGAAAACCCGGCAAACUUGACUAAUGAAACACAAAUUAUCUCGUCCCCUAGCAUCCUCUCUGACGAUAGCUCCAGGGCAGGUGAACGGAGCAACAAAAGGAUGUACAGAUGCACGAAAUGUGGAAAAAGCAAGAAGGGCCAUGUCUGCUCGAAGGAUUCGUGUACAAGCUCAGAAGAUCCUGACUGGGUUGCCUCGAGAAGAAUCGAUGGAUCAUCGAUACGAACUUCGCCGAGACUGUUGGCGCGGAAGAGGACAGUUUCCACAAUUGUAACUGAAACCGAGGAAAAGGAACUCCAAACCAUACCAAAGAAAGCUAGGAAGGUUUACGAGUGCCGUAACUGUCAUGUAAAAUUAAAGGGGCACAAGUGCCCACACAAGCUCAUCAUCAACCGACAAAUACGGCAACUGUCUGUGAUACUUGACCGCGUUGACCAAGAAUAAUGCUGAGUUAGCUCAGUUGGCCAAGUCACAGUUCACCCAGUCAUUUUACAUUACGGUCAUCGUUUUAUCUUAUGUUUUUACAACGCAAUGCGUUGUAUUACUUUUACGUCAUUUAAUCGUAAUAUUUUACUAUUCCGUGCAAAUCGUAUUUUCGUUUGUUUAUAUUAAUUUGUAUAUAGUAACAACCAAUGUAAUUUUUGGUAUAUCAACGUGCAUGAUGCCGGUACUUCAUUUAUUAUACCAAUUUAAAUAUG
Molecule: messenger RNA, 1590 nt
Organism: Daphnia magna
Lineage: Eukaryota; Metazoa; Arthropoda; Branchiopoda; Diplostraca; Daphniidae
Exons: 7
Coding region: 479-1336 (285 amino acids)
Source: RefSeq, a predicted model, not a curated record